Messenger RNA from Knipowitschia caucasica, 6453 nucleotides. Lineage: Eukaryota; Metazoa; Chordata; Actinopteri; Gobiiformes; Gobiidae. The record is from the annotation of a GenBank genome assembly.
AUGUACAGUAUAAUGAUUGUUUUUCCACAUUUGUCAGGUUUGAGAGGAGCCCAUGAUGCGGAGCUUAGGCGUGUUGUGUCGGAGCCUCAGGAGGAGCACCUGUUUAUUGGGGCAGAAUUCUCUCGGCUUGAUAACGUCCUCCCCAGACUGUCCCGUAGAGUGUGCAUCACAGCAUCGGAACCACCACGACCUGUGAAAGCCCCUGAGCCUGUGGAGCAGCCAGUGGUGGGUCCGAGGGAUUUGCAGAUCAGAGAGGUCAAUCAUAACUCCUUCAGACUGAGUUGGACUCCAGCCUCUGGGGACGUGACGGGAUACAGGCUGCUGGUCACCGCCCUCAGCCCAAGAGGACAGCCCCUUCACUCACAGCAGAGACAGACUGACUUAAAGGCCGAUAUAAGCACAGUGUUGGUGACAGAGCUGACUCCUAAGACAGAAUACACCAUCACCCUGUACGCCAUCUACCCCAGCCUCAUCGGUGACCCAGUAACCAUUCCACUUCAGACAACUGCUUUACCGCAAGUAUUCAACUUCCGUGUGAUUGAAGAGGGGUUAUUCUCUCUGCGUCUGGGAUGGACACUGCCUCAAGGAAAAAUAGAUGGAUUCAAGAUUUACAUUCCAAGAACCAACAGGCCAGGCUUGACGUACGAGCAGCUCCUCCCUGGGGACACCUCCUCUCACGUCAUCGACAGUUUAGAGGAGGACAGAAAGUACAGUGUCAGUAUCUACGCUGUGUUUCCUGAGGGCCCCAGUGAGCCUGUGUCUGUGGUGGGAAAGACAUUAAAGUUGAUGCCCGUUCAGCAUUUUUUGGUCCAAAACGCCACCACAGACACGUGCCAGGCCAAGUGGACCUCAGUGAGAGGGGCCAGUGGAUACCGCCUCACAUGGGAAGCUCCAGACGGCCACAUUGAGAGCGUAAAUCUUGGGGACAACUUCAACUUUUACAUGAUCCAGGGUCUACGUUCAGGCGCGGAGUACACCAUCACCAUCAACCCCAUCUUUGGAGACAUCGAGGGCCCCGUCACAACGAGCAAAACCAAAACAUUGGAGAGCAGUGCAGUGCAGACUCUCAAAGUGUCUGCGGUCACAACAAGUUCAGCUGUCGUCGCUUGGAACAGCGUCCCGGGGGCCACUGGAUACAGACUGGCCUGGGGACCCACGCCAGAGUUCGUGGGCCGCGACCGUCCACGGCAGCUGGCUCUGAACGGCAGCUCCACAGAGUACCAGCUGAAGAAUGUGGCCCACGACACGGAGUACGUGCUGACGCUCUACGUGCUCUUUGGCUCAGUGCUGGGGCCUGGCAUCAGCGCCACCUUCAGGACCUCUCCUCUUGGAUAUGUGUCCAACUUCAAGGUGAUCUCUUACACCAGUACAUCCAUAGAUUUAGAGUGGAGUCCGAUCGUGGGGGCCACAGAAUACAGACUCACCUGGACAACUGAUGGCUCCAGUCCACAGUCAAAAUACCUGGAGCAGAGUGUCUUGUUCUACUCGAUUAAAGACCUGAAUCCAACGUCUGUUUACACAGUCACUAUUUGUGCUCUUUAUGGAAACGCAGAAGGUCCAGAGAUUUUUUUGUCACAACUCACAGCUGCAGUUUCAGAUUCAGACAUCAUCAAGGCGCCGCGCGAAGUGAAAGUCAUGGACAUUGGAGUGAACUUUUUUACUCUGACGUGGAAGAAAACUUCAGGGGCCUCUGGAUAUAGAAUUUCCUGGACUCCCUUCUUAGGAGGUGAGGAUAAGUCGCAUGUAGUCCCAGCCUCGUCCACAUCAUACACCAUUCCAAACCUGCGUGAGAGCUCGGCCUACAAGAUCCAGCUGGCCUCAGUGGUGGGCAACAAGGAGGGCAGCCCAGUCCUGGUCACUGCUCGGACUCUUGAUCUUCCUAAAGUGAACGAGUUUGUGGCGUUGAACACGACAGACAGAAGCACCGUCCUCAGCUGGAGCCGGGUGGACGGGGUGUCUGGGUAUCUCGUCUCUUGGAGACACAUUUCAGUUCUAGACACUAAGACUGAAGUCCUGGGGCCUGGUGUCACUUCUCUCAAAGUUGGGGACCUGCUUUAUGGAAGAACAUACAUUUUUACCAUUCAGCCGCUUUAUGGAGAGGUGGAGGGGCCUGUAGCUACAAUAUACCAAAGAAUACUGGGGGAGGACCCUCAGGUGGCGUCUGUCCUGGCCAGUGCAGCUCCAGAUUUGGCACAUAUUUCCCCUAAUACCAAAGCUUCACAGCCUGCUCCCAUCAGCAAUCCUGCAAAACUUCCUUCCACCACGAGGAGGAACCAGCCCCCCGCUGUUGUGCCCCUGCAAAAACCCAACAUUAUAAAGAAAGCUGAAGGCAAAGCAACUGUGAGUGAGACAGAAAUAGAUGCACAACUGACCACCAAGAAGUCCGAAGCAGCCACGCCACAGAACACAGGAUGUGAUCAGGCCAGAGCAGAUGUGGUUUUUCUGGUGGAUGAGUCAUCAAGCAUUGGCAUCGACAACUUUAACAGAAUAAAGGAUUUCAUCUUUAGAGCAGUGACUUAUUUCCCGUUCAUUGGACCUCAGGGAACGCAGAUUGCGGUGGUCCAUUACAGCGAUGACCCUCGAAUUGAGUUUCGUCUGAGCGACAACAAGGACCGUAGUUCUUUGCUCCGGGCCCUGCAAGCUCUGCCAUACAGAGGAGGCAACACCAAAACAGGAAAAGGCAUUGGUUACGUCCUGCAGGAGUUGUUCCAGGAGUCUUUAGGGAUGAGACAAAACGCUCCCCACGUCCUGGUCCUCAUCACUGACGGCAGGGCACAGGAUGACGUGUUACCGCCUUCAAGAGUGGCACGGGCUCUAGGUGUGAGUGUCCUGGCUGUUGGCGUGGCUAAUGCAGACAUUGAUGAGUUGAAUAAAAUUGCGGCACCCACAAGCUACAAAAACAUCUUCUAUUCUCCCUCGUUUGAUGACUUCCCAUCAAUCGAGAGAGACUUCAUCAGCAGCAUCUGCAGUGAUGAGCUGUUGUCUGAAUACAAGCCAGAGGCCGAGGAUGCUCAAUUAGACAACCCGACAGGAGACCCAGAGGAGGUGGCCAAGCCUGAGGCCCCAUGCCCCACCCACUGUGUGAAGGGCCAGAAAGGAAAUAAGGGCGAUGGAUUUGGACUUGGGGGGCAAGUCCUGGAAAGUUUGACCCUUUUACAGCUACAAAAGGAGAACCAGGUGAAAAGGGCCCCCCGGGUACAGAUGGUGUCCCUGGGUUACCUGGUCGACCGGGAAGAUCUGGGCCCCCAGGAUCUGCUGGACUGCGGGGGCCUCAAGGUUACCCUGGCGACAGGGGUCUUCCUGGAGCUCCUGGUUCAAAGGGUCAACGAGGAGAAAGGGGAGAGCCUGGAUAUGUCAUCGCCGGCCCUGAUGCCAACUACGUCCCUGGGAGAAAAGGAGAGCCCGGAUCUUCUGGUCCUCAAGGCCCUCCCGGAGUCUCAGGCGUCAAUGGAUCUCCUGGACUUCCUGGCCCUCCAGGUUUUCCUGGUCAACCAGGGACGUCUGUCAAGGGAGAUCCUGGUGAGGCGGGCAAAAGGGGGUUACCUGGUAACCCGGGAGUGCCAGGAGUCAAAGGAGAGCCUGGAAGAGAUGGUGCCGCUGGUCUCCCUGGUCCAAUCGGGAGACAAAGGAGAAAUUGGGCCGACAGGACCACAGGGACCAACAGGAGUGACCGGUUCAAAAGGUUUAAAGGGAGAUGAUGGCCAGAGAGGAGUCCCUGGGGAUCCAGCCAAGGGUAUAAUUGGCCCAACUGGGAAAAAAGGUGCAAGGGGAGACAUUGGUCCAGUAGGUCCUGUGGGUCCUCAGGGAAUAAAGGGUGAACAGGGAGACAAGGGAACAAAGGGCAGUCCUGGUUUUGGGAUCCCUGGUCAACGUGGACCAAAGGGAGAGAAUGGAGAGAGGGGAAAUGUUGGAUUAUCAGGCAAACCUGGCCCAAAAGGGCAAGAUGGCUCCCAAGGUGACAAAGGGAAAAUCGGUAUGCCUGGAAGUCCUGGAGAGCCAGGAUUAAGAGGUAAAGAUGGUGUCUCCGGUGUGAAAGGAGAUCAAGGAAUCAAGGGAGAUAUAGGACCACCUGGAGAACCUGGAGACAGAGGCAUAAGGGGCCCAUUGGGUCUACCAGGACGACCAGGAGACCAAGGCGAGAAAGGAGACCCAGGGGCUGGUCUGCCCGGGACGAAUGGGGCCAAGGGACAAAAAGGCUCGCCCGGAAAACCUGGACCUCCUGGAAACCAAAUUGUUGGUGAUAACAAUGUUUUGACCAGAGCCAUUAAGGGUGAACCAGGCGAGCCUGGAGAGCCGGGUCUUAGGGGAGAGACUGGGCUUCCGGGACCUCGCGGUCCUGAAGGCAAACCUGGCCUGCCUGGUUCCUCACAGGAGGGAGCUGGACUCAUUGGAUUACCAGGCAAACCAGGACCAAAGGGGGAAUCAGGAUCAAAAGGCGAGUCUGGAGCUAAAGGGGACAGAGGAGAACACGGAAAAGUGGGGAUCGCUGGAAUACCCGGUUUACCAGGCACCCCUGGGCGACCAGGCAUUGAUGGAAAAAGAGGACUGCCCGGGAGCGAUGGAGACAGAGGACAGAAAGGAGAAGAAGGCAAAAAAGGAGAAAAGGGUGAUUCCGGAUCCCAUGGUCGAGAUGGGAGCAAAGGCGAACCAGGAGCUCCGGGUUUACCUGGAAAACAAGUGCUGGUGACUGCGGACGGUGCUGGAGUAGACGACUUACGGCAAGCCUUUCCAAUACCAAUGGGUCCUCCUGGUGCAACAGGUUCUCCAGGAAUGAAGGGUGAAAUGGGAGGAAUGGGCAUCAAAGGAGAGAAGGGGGAAGCUGGAAAAAGUCUUGAAAUGAAGGACAUUGAGGAGAUGUUUGACACCUAUGGGAUCCGGCUUCCGUUACUGAAAGCUUUGAUUGAGAGGCUUCUUCAGGACGGCAUAGAAGAGCUGCUGCAAGUUCUCGGCAAUGCAAAGAAAAACAGGGGAAAAGCAGACAGCCACACAUCCAACAUCAUCACUGAGUACACCAGUUCACUGAAGUUUCCAAACCAGCCCCUGUCUGAACUGGCGGACCCUGCUUUUGACAGAGACCUUGUGGAAUCUCACCUUUUGAAUGGAACCACUGAAGGCCCAACAUUAUGGACCCUAAAUGGAGAAGAGCAUACUACAUCUGAGGUCAAGUUUAAGGACUCUGGGAAAAGUGAAAAUGCAUCCAUCAAAACCAACUGGACUGUUGUAAACUCUACUGCUGAUACAACAAUCAAUACGACUGUUUUAAGGUCGUCAGAUCCGGUGGUCGAAACUCUACUGUUGACUCAUGUUGACUUACAAAAGAAAAGUUCAGAUCAUAAAAACAGAUACCGUGAACGUGGAAAGGGCAAGGGAAAAAAAGGACGGCAAAAGAGGCAAAGACAACUGCCGUCAGGAGAAAGGGAUGAAGUGGAAGAGGAGCACGAUGAGUUGUAUGCUGAUGAAGAGUACAGUUAUGAGGAACCUUUAUUUCUGGAUGCGUCCUUUGUUUCACAUGAGGAAACUGAUAACAAGAACGACGAGAAAUCCAUCUCCAGACCUGUCUCCACUAAAACAUCAGAGGAUGUGCUCAGUGAGACACAGGGAUCAGACCUGAUGGACACUCCACUCAGAGAAGAACCAGAUAAGGUCUCUAUAAUCAGGGUGAGAAAAAGUGUGCACUGGAAUCCCUCAGGGAUGUCCAUGCCAGGGGCUCCAGGCGGAAGAGGCCCCUUCAAAGAAGCACCACAACAUCUCACAUCUGGAGCUCAAGGCUAUAACAACUUCAAUAACAAAAAACAGGAAAACCCCUUACAACCCAGUGGUAAGUUGAGAGGAGUAAGCCACAAACCUCACUACCUCGCGACAGAGAAGGAAAUCACGGAAGAAGCACAUGACGUUCAGCCCACCGAGCCGUACUAUGACCCUAUUUACGAGGAAGAGGAGGAGAGCGGAGACUAUGAGUGGCCCACCGACGACGAAGAUGGAGACCUGGACCUGGAGCGCGAACGGGAGCGCCUUUCCAUGGAGGAGGAGAGAAGAGAGCUGGAGAGAGAAAGACAGGCUGAAAUUGAGAGUGGAGUGGAUCAAAAUGUGGACCAGGAUGUGGACCGUGUGAGAACUGAGGAAGAGCUGAAGAGGUUGGAGUGGGAAAGAAGGAGACAGGAAGGCUAUGACCCCGGAUCACAGCAACCAUACCCCUACCCCCCAGAGUACUUUUUAUUUAAGGGGCAGCCUGGGGAGAUGGGGAAAGCCGGAGAAAAGGGUGAGCCAGGGGAGCCAGGGCCCACUGGUGCACAGGGCAUCCAGGGCAUCAGAGGUAAUGCCGGUCAGCAGGGUUCCCCUGGACUGAGAGGGGCCCCAGGGGAUCCUGGAGCACCAGGGAGGGAGGGGGACAGUAUUCCCGGAGAACCCGGGGCCAGAGGUUUGGUGGGAUUCCCAGGCAGAAAAGUAACGUGA